AAUUUGAAAAAUAUAAUUAUUGAAUUCAAAAAUCAAAUAUAAAUCUUGAAAACACAAAAGAACAUUUAUUUUGUUUUUAGUAUUAUUGCAUAUCUUAUUUCAAACUACAAUAGUAGUAUACAUGAAUGACUUUAGUUUAUUAUAUUAUAUAUAUUGUAUAAGUUUAAAAAAUAAAAUAAUGCGAUUUGACCAAGAAAGUAUUUGUUUAAUAUCUUUUUAGAACAAAUAAUAAUUUUGGAGUGUUUCACUUUUCUGGAUAUUUGAAAAUCACCUAUCUAGUCAAUGGCGUACCCUUUCUUCUCUCUUUGGUAGCAAAAAUAGAUUUUGUGUUCUGAGUUAAUGUUUGCAUUAAUAUAGGAAUUUGAUCAUUAAUAAGUUGAGGAAAAGAAAAAAAAAGGAAACUAUACAGCUAAGGGUAUAACUACCAUAUUGAAUCAUGUAUCCAAUUCCACAAAAAAUGUAGCGAUUAUUUUUUUUUGAAAAUAAUAAGCAAAUUUCAUAUUGAAUCGUUUUUUUUUUCUUUCUGUUUUUAGCUUUUUUUUUUUAAAGAUCCGUAUCACUUUUGUUUCUGUGGUUUUCCACAUCUUGUACUGAAAUAUUUUUAAUUUUAUUUAAACAUAACUAAUUGUUUUUAACUCAUUUUAUUUUGUGAGUUAGUGCGUUAAUGUUGUAAUACUUUUAUAAAAGUUGUAGAAGGUGUAAUUGAUCCAAUUUAUAUACCCACCCACAAUUGUCCUUUCAAUCUCAACAUGGGUGUAUAGAUAGUUACCCUAAUAGGGGCAUUUUAAGAAAGUUUAUUUUUCUUUGCCAACAAAGAUUCUAAACGCCAUACUGUAGGAGUGUUUUUUUUUCUUCCAAAACCCAUUUCAUACAAGAUGAUGUGAGAGAGGAAGAAGAAAUUUGAAAAACUAUGUAAAGGUGGUUUUCAGGUUGUCAAUGCCAUGAACAUCAUUUGUGUUUGGGGUAUUGAUGAAAUAACUGUAACAAUUCAAAGUAAUAGUUUCUUUUUACAAAAAUUAAGCGUCCUACUCCUUUUAACAUCAUGUAAUUAUAAAUAGAGGAAAUAAUUUAUCACGUUGAAAUUUUUUAUCAAGAAUAAACAAGUUUCUCUUUUUCAAGUCUUGUCUAUUGACAUGGUUUUGGGUUAUGUUUUGGAGUCUGCCUUGUUUUUUUGUGUACUCAGUUGUUUGCUAUGUGACUUUCCAUGGCCUCUAGUAGCAAUCCCAUGCAAGAUUUGGAAUCAAAUAUGCCAAUAUCAAUCUGGAGGAGGAGAGGGAAGGAUUAUCAUAUGAUACGGUGGAGGAGAUUGAGGUGGGUUUGGAUGCACGUUGGUGCUUGGUGGGGCAUUUUGUUCCAGAAAAGGCAAUAGAUUUUAUGGCAAUGCAGAACAUGAUCGCAUCCUUGUGGAGGCUAGGCAAGGGUUUAUACGUGAAGGAACUAGAUCAUAAUCUGUAUAUCUUCUAGUUUUACCAUGAAGGUAGAUAUUAGAAGGACUACUGAUGGUAGUCCUUGGGCUUUUAAUAAAGCUCAACUAGUGUUUGACAGAAUGAAGGUAGGGGAUAAUCCAAGGACUGUGGUGCUGAACAAACUGGAAAUAUGGGUUCAAUUGCACGAUUUACAACCUGGGUUUAUGCCUGAAAGGGUUGCAAGGGAUGUUGGGAACUAUAUUGGCACAUAUGUAGAAUCGGACCCCAAGAACUUCACAGGAAGAUGAGGAUACGUAUAAGAGUGACAAUCAAUAUAGAGGCCUCUCUGAAAAGGAAGAUGAAGAUGCGUAAAAGUGGAAGUAAUUGGUUCUAGGUCUCAUUCAAAUAUGAAAGGGCUCCCACCUUUUGUUUUAUCUGUGACAUUAUUGGUCAUUCCAAUGGUACUGCGAUCGUUUGUUUGAGGCACCCUUAGAAGAAAUUGAAAAACCAUAUGGCUCCUGGAUGAGAGCUUUGCCAAGGCGUCCACAUUUGAUGAUUGGAGCAAGGUGGCUACGGCAAGGAGGAGAGAUGCAAGUUCGGGCCAAUGAUGGCAGCAGAACGUCAAACAGAGAUACUGCUACGCCGGUUAUGGAAACUAGCAUAAAUCGUGGGCCACUUUUAAGAGACUUUAAUGCGCGAUUAAGUCAGAAUGGGAGAGUGAUGGCUGGUGCUUAUUGAAGCUUUCUAUAUUUUGGAAAAACUGCUUCUUAUUUUUAUCGUGAGAUGAGUACAUACAUAUAUACAAAGUAUCCAGUGCAUAUUGCCUAAAAUAUCUGCUGUAAAUUAGGACCUAAAUAAUACACAAAUCUGACUAAUAUAAAAUAUCAAUAUAUUAGGAAACUAAUCCCUAAGAAUCAGCUAUACAGCUAGUAAUACGCCUAGAUUGAUAUUCUACACUCCCCCUCAAGCUAGGUGAUAUAUAUUUUCCAAUCCAAGUAUAGUACUUAGUUUGGUGGGCUUGGGCCAAAAUUAAGCUUUAGUUAGGAUGUUUGCUGCUUGUUGUCUAGAUGGAACAUAGUUGAGUGAGAUUGUCUUGCUUUCAAUUUUCUCAUUGAUGAAAUGUCUGUUAAUCUCCACAUGCUUAGUCCGAUCAUGAUGGACUGGGUUCUUGGCAAUUGCAAUUCCUGAUUGGUUGUCACACAAUUUUGAUAGAAUCUGAAGUUCCAAUCUUAAGUUCGUUUAGCAGUCGUCGUAACCAAAUUCCUUCACAGAUGCCCAAGGCUAAUGCACGGAACUCAGCCUCAGCACUACUACGUGCUACCACUGCUUGCUUUUUGCUGCGCCAUAUCACUAGAUUACCCAAUAAAUGAGUAGUAUCCUGAUGUAGAUUUUCGGUCACAAAGAGAUCCAGCCCAAUCAGCAUCAUUAUAAACUUCCAAGGUUCGAUUGAUAGUUUUUCUGAACAUAAGUCCCUUCCCUGGAUCCUUCUUCAAGUAUCUUAGGAUGCGGUAGACUGCUUCCAAGUGAUCUACUGAUGGGUUGCUAAGAAACUGACUAACAAUGCUGACAACUAAACUUAUAUAUGGACGUGUAUGAGUUAGAUAUAUCAGCUUACCCACCAUGCGUUGGUAUCGCCCCUUAUCAACUGCCAAUUCAUCUGUUUGAGGCAUUAGUUUGGUAUUAGGAUCCAUAGGAGUUUCAACAGGUUUGCACCCAAUCGUGCCGGUCUCACGCAAUAGAUCUAAAACAUAUUUGCGUUGAGAAACAGAGAUUCCCUGACUGCUUCGUGCCACUUCCAUUCUUAGGAAAUUUUUAGGAAACCCAAGUCUUUGAUCUCGAAUUCCUUAGACAAUUGCACCUUGAGGAGAUUUCUUCUUCAUGAUUUCCUAUGAGAACUAUGUCAUCAACGUAGACUAUCAAAACCGUGAUCCUCCCAUUUGAGAAGUGUUUAACAAAUAGGGUAUGAUCUGCCUGUGCCUGGGAGUAUCCAUCCUUUUUAAGAACCUUUGUGAAUUUGUCAAACCAAGCUCGAGGAGACUGUUUAAGUCCAUAUAAUGCCUUUCUCAGCUUGCAAACCUUCCCCUGUGUCUCCUCAGUCUCAAAGCUAGUAGGUAUAUCCAUAUAGACUUCCUCGAUUAGGUCUCCGUUUAAGAAUGCAUUCUUGACAUGAAGUUGGAACAAUGGCCAAUCCUGGUUAACUGCAAUAGACAAUAAGUCACGAACUGUGUUAGGCUUAGCCACUGGAGCAAAAGUUUCUUGAUAAUCAAUCCCAUAUGAUUGAGUGAACCCUUUAGCCACUAGUCGAGCUUUGAAUCUUUCUACACGUCCAUCUGCCUUUUGUUUAACUGAGAAUAUCCAAUUAUAGCCCACAAUCUUCUUUCCAGGAGGAAGUUUUGUUAAUACCCAAGUACCAUUCUUUUCAAGUGCGGUAUACUCUUCUAAGGUUGCUUUGCGCCAUUCUGGAACCUUUAAAGCCUCGUAAACCGAGUUGGGAAUUGUGAUUUUGUCCAAGGAUGUCACAAAUGUUUGAUAUUUCGGAGACAAAUUUGUGUAAGAGAUGUAGUUACAAAGAGGAUGUUGGGUGCAUGAUCGAACACCUUUUCUCUGUGCAAUAGGAGGGUCUAACUUUGGGUCACAACCUGAAUUUGACUGAGAACCAUAAUCUGCCUCACCUUGUAUUCUUUCAAGUUCGACUUGGCUUAGGAGAGGCCCUUGACCUUGCUGAUUUUGUACAGGAGAAUUAGGAUUGUUCCUUCUGCCAUAAACUUUUACAGCAUUAUCCGGAAGAAGACGUUUAGGAUAGACAGUGGGAGAUUGUUCGAUGGGGAAGAUGGGGAUAUAUGUUGGAUCAAAUCUGAACUUGAAUUUGAAAUUGGAAUAAUUGAAGUAUUAGAGAGAGAAGGCAGAGUGGAGGAAAGCUGUGAUGGUGAAUUCGGUUCAAUGAGUGAUGACCAAUCCCAAUUUUGUGAUUCACUUAUGUUAUUCUCCCCCUGAAUUGCCGAAUUAGAGUAGAAAUGAUUUUCUUCAAAGAAAGUAACAUCCAUGGUAUUAUAAAACUUUCAGGUAGUGGGAGAGAAACAUUUGUAGCCUUUUUGAUUGGAUGAAUAUUCAAGAAAGAUGCACUUAAGUGCACGAGCAUCAAAUUUACCACGAAAUUGAGAAUGAAUAUGAACAAAGACUGUGCAACCAAAAAGUUUGAAAGGGAUUUGUGACACAAGACGUGACGUAGGGAAUAGAUUCUGAAAUGUUUGCAAAGGUGAGUGAAAUUUGAGAACGUGAGAAGGCAUACGAUUGAUGAGAUAUGUUGCAGUGAGAAUAGCCUCACCCCAAUAUUUCUUAGGAACAUUGGCUUGAAAAAGCAGGUACUGAGCAACCUCAAGUACAUGACGGUUUUUAUGUUCAGCCACACCGUUUUGUUGGGGUGUGUCAUCGCAUGAACUUUGUUGAACAACACCAUGAGAUUUUAGAUAAGGACCAAGACUUGAAUUGAAAAAGUCUUUGGCAUUGUCAGUCUUGAGGAUUUGAAUAUUUUCUUUAAACAGGGUUUGGACCAUGACUUGAAAUUGUUGAAAUGUGUUUGGUUUUUGAUUUGUCUUUCAUAAGAAAUGUCCAACAUAAUCUAGUAUGAUCAACUAACAACAGAAACUAUCUAGCACCAGUUAUACUAGGAAUACAGAAUGGCCCCCAAAUGUCACCAUGAAUUAAAGAGAAAGGGUGACUUGGUUUGUAUGAUCGUGGUAAAUAAGUGUUCUGAGUAUGCUUUGUUAAUUGACAAACUUCACAAUGAAAUAAAUUUGGAUUUUUAUUGAUGAAUAGGUAAGGAAACAAAUGUUUCAAAUACAGAAAAUUUGGAUGACCUAGACGAAAGUGCCACUUCAUGAUUUCACUUUCCUUAUUAGAAUGGCUAGCAGACGAGACUAUGACUCAAUUGACAUUGGUAACUGACAAAAUGGUUUGAAGGAGUGUUGACAUCUAGAACAUAUAGGCAUGCACGAAAAUCAGCAUUGCCAAUCGUCCUCCCCGAGCUCAAGUCCUGGAAAAUACAAGAUUUAGGAAGGAAUUUAGUUGCACAGUUUAAGUCACAAUUCAAUUUACUAACAAAUAUAAGAUUACAAUCAAAUUUAGGCACAAAUAACACAGAUUUGAGAGACAGAUGGUUCCUGUUCCAAUCACUUUGGCUCUGUACCAUUGACAAUACACACUGUUUAAAGGCUGGUACAAGAUGAAUAAGUUGUAAAAAGUAAUCUGUCACCUGUCAUGUGAUCGGAUGCUCCUGAGUCAACAAUCCAAGACGAGGAGGAUUUAGCUGCAUGUAGUGCCAAACUGUUGGAGCUUUGUGUGGGAUUAUUGACCUUUUGUAUGAGUUCCUGAAGAAGUUCUAAUUGUUCCUUGCUGAAAGGUGCAGGAUUACCAUGUUGAGAUGCUUCAGAAAAGGCAGCAUGUCCUUUUGCCUCGCGGUCUCGAUUUGGCUUCCAAUCAACGGGCUUUCCAUGCAACUUCCAACAAGUUUCCUUCAAAUGCCCAGGUCUUCGACAAUGAUCACACCAAGGGCAGCCUUUUCUGCCUCGAUUAUCAUAGGUACUUUGGGAAUUAUUUCGAGCAGCAAAAGCGCCUGAAUCUGGUAGGUCUUCUUUGACUGCUGCAAAUGCUAGAAUUUCAGGGUAUGGGUUAGGAUUAGAUUGCCCCAACAUAACCCUUUUUCGACUGUCCUCUCUAAGUACAUCAGAGAAGGCCUCUCACAGACUAGGUAGAGGUUUGGUUCCAAGGAUUCUGCCUCUUACUUCAUCGAGAGACUUGUCGAGUCCCUUCAAGAAUUUGAAGACCCGUUUUUUCUCCACAAUCUUUUUGAAAUAUGCACGAUCUUUAGUACACUUCCAGUCAUGUGUCUCAAAUAAAUCUAGCUGCUGCCAAUAGCAAGUAAGAGUCGUGAAAUAGGUUGUCACAGAAUUCUCACCUUGACAAAGAUCUUGGAGGGUGCUCUCCACAUGAAAUAGUUCGGCUGUGUUCUCGCUGCUAGAGAAUGUUUCUCGUACUGCUUUCUAUAUAUCUUUUGCUGUGGUGUACAACAAAAUUUUUUCUCCUAUCUCAGUUGUCAUGGAACUAAUUAGCCAUGACAUGAUUGAUUGAAGGCUUUCAACAAGCUCUGAGUGACUGUGAUUUAAUUGAUUUGGAGCUGGUGGGUUACCCGUUUACAUGGGAAAGGGGCAGGGGUACAGAAAGAUGGAUUGAAUGUAAAUUGGACAGGGCUGUAGCUUCUAGGACCUGGUUGAAUUUAUUUAAUAUGGCAAGACUUGUAAAUCUUGAACUUUCUUCUUCGGACCACUAGCCGUUGCUAUUGGAGCCGAUUACUCAAGUCAGUCAGGUUCUGAAACAUCGUUUUAGAUUUGAAAAUGCAUGGUUAAGAGAACCGAUUUGCCAUCAAGUGGUGCGUGAUAGCUGGGAGUAAGAUAAGGAUAUGGAUAUUCAGAGCAAGAUUAAACAUUGUAGUGACAUUUUGGGAGUUUGGGGUAAGAAUAUCACAGGCAAUUUCCACAAGAGAAUUCGUCAUUGUAAUCUCAUUUUGUAUAGAUGGAAGGGUCGUAGAGGUGAGGAGGCUAUACGAAGGUAUAAGGAGGCUGAGAAGAAGCUGUUUGAGGUUAUGAAUCAGAAGGAGGUUUAUUGGAGGCAACGAUCCAAACAGUUGUGGCUGAAAGAAGGUGAUCAAACUAAUAAAUAUUUUCCCGCUUCAGCUAGUGCUAGGAGUAAUCAGAUUCAGAAACUGCGAGGGAACGAUGGCAACUGGGUAGACAAAGAAACGGGAUGGCCUGAUCUCAUGGUGGAUUAUUUCAAUAAUUUGUUUACAGCUGCUGAAACAGAUUGGAGUGAGGUGACUGAGUGUAUCCAUCCGACUAUUUCUGAAGAAGAUAACCUUGAAUUGAUUAAGCCGAUAGAAGAUGUUGAAGAUAAAGAUGCUCUUUUUCAAAUGCAUCCGGAUAAAUUGCUAGGGCCUGAUGGUAAGAUCCCUGGUUUCUAUCAGAAGUAUUGGAGUAUAGUUGGGGAGGAUGUUAUAGCUUUAACUAGGAAUUUCUUUGCUCAUGGUGUGCUUCCUCAGGGGUUAAGCGAUACUGUAGAAAUAUUAGUAUAGAAACCUUUGUUAGGAUACCGAAAUUAAUGAUAGGAAUAUUGUAUUUUUAUUUCUUUCCUUGUAUAGAUAUUUUAUUAUUUAUUGUCCUAGUUUUUAGGAUAUUCUGUUCACAACAGAAUUUGAGGAUUGAGUCUUUUCUUUCCUUCUAUAUAUAUUCAUGUUGUGAAUUUUCUAACGUUUAAAAUAUGUGCAAGUAUACACAAUCGGCAACAAGUAAUUCAAUGACAAAGCGUCAAAGUUCGUAUCCACAGGGACUUUUUAACUAAAUUAAUGUAAAAUCAACCAAAAACAACUUAUAAAAUAGUAACCAAAACAAAGGAAAGAGUGGGUAAUUAACUCUGAAAAUAAUUGUAGACAAUAAAGGAAUUAAACCAAAAAUCAGAGAUUAAAAUGACAAAAUACUGGGUGGUUUUCAGAUAUAAGAAAAAUGGAUUCGGGUGAUUAAUUCCCCUCGGUUCGUUCCAGUUGUUACAGCAAUGGCUCAGCAAUUAUGACAGUGUUAACAAAUUUCGUAAAACCCAGCAAGUUUUUCCCAAAACGUGCAAUCUAAUGUCUAUACUCCCCUUCUAUACAUUCCUGCAUGAAAUCAGAUUAUAAACAUUCAUUUAAGCAUCAAUUCUCAAGUUAUGCAAGGUAGCAAAACAUUCCUAUUCUACUACUCAAAAUCACCUAAAACUAGAUGAAUCUUUUGCAUCAAUUGAAUGAAAUCAGCUAGACUUCCCUUUUCCAAGUUAGAUCUAGCUUAGUAAAUGCUAAAAAUGGCCAAUAAUUAACAUUCAAUAACAGUAAAGCACAUUCAAUUGAACAAAGACAUAAUCACUUAGCCAUUGCAUUUAUAUGUUGAGUUCAUACUUGAGGGUUCAUAAUCACCCAAACCCUUAGGAAAUUAGUUCAUAGUUGCAAACUUAAACAUGAAAAUAAUACAGAAGUAAUCCAUGGAGUUUGCAGAAAUUAGAUGAAAUUAAUACAAAGAGAAAGAAAUGGUGUAGGAAGAAUGAGUUAUGAGCUCAAAUCCUCCUUAUGGCAUCAGCCUUCUUCCUUCUCUGUUGGUCGUACUCUUCUUAAAUCUUCUCCCUGAAACCUUCUCUGUACUUAGCCAAAAGUUCUCUCCAUUUCUAAAAAAUGGUCAAUAUCCAAAAAAUACGGCCGCCUCCUUUAAUUCUAGGGUACUUUCCUUUACCCUAAUUGGACAAUCCAGAUCAUUUGCCUACAUGUACUUUGUCCCACAUACUCAGCUGACUCAGUACUCAGUACACUUGCCACCUGGCCGCCUCUUUUCUCUUCAUUUAAUCCAGCUGGAGUAUUUCUUUUUUUUCACGAAGUCCUUUUUCUCUAGCUUCUGUUUAAUUGCUAAGACUGACUGCUACAGCAUUGUUGAGUUAGCAUCCUCCCCUUUUCAGCAACAUUUCCCUUUGAUUCACAGUUCCCUCAGCUCCUGUUUCCUAACCUGAAUAACAAAACAUAAACUACAUAAAUCACUAAAAAUAUGAAAACACAAACACAACUACUCCUAACAUAAAUUUACACUAAUUCGACACCAUUUCAACUAAUUACAAUUCAUUACUCUUUGAUUUGGUUUGAAAAUUAAGUUUAAAGACAUAAAAAUAACUCAAAAUCUUAGAGUUAUCAAUUCACAACUUGUAAACUGUUUCAAAUCAAGUAAUAAAAAUCAUUCAGAAAUUUCUACAUGGUAUCAGAGCUUGCAUCUGAACCCUAGUCUCUUCUCUACCAUUUUCUUCAUCAAUCCCACUCAAUUUCAAUGGAUUCUCCUACUGACUCCACUCCAGUUGAUUCUGUGUCCUCAGAAAAUCGAUAAAAGGUCAAAUUUCGUUCAUUGUGAAGUGUGCCAAUUUGCAAAAUAUACUCGAAAUAUUUUUUCAAGCACUUAAUAUAAACCUUCACAACCUUUUACAAUGAUACACAAUGAUAUUUGGGGACCCUCACGAGUUAAAAAUAAUAAUGGCUCUAGAUGGUUUGUAUCCUUCAUUAAUUAUUCACACUCGAACAACAUGGACUUUUCUCAUGAAAGAAAAAUUGGAAACUGCAUCUAUUUUUAAAAUAUUCCAUUCCAUGAUUCAAAAUCAAUUCAAACAAAAAAUUAAAGUUUUGAAAACUGACAAUGAGAAGGAAUAUUUUAACUCCAUCCUUGGCCCAUACUUGUUGGAUCAAUGAAUCAUUCAUAUUAGUUCAUGUGUUGAUACUCCACAACAAAAUGGAGUAGCCGAGAGGAAAACUAGAUAUCUUCUUGAUGUUUCACGAGCUAUUAUAUUUUCAAAAAAUGUCCCAAAAUUUUCUUGGGGGGAAGCAUUACUUACUGCUACCUACCUAAUUAAUCGUAUGCCCAGCCGUGUGUUACAAUUUAAUACCCCAAGAAAUGUGUUGUUGUCCUUUUAUCCUCAUAUCUCAACCUUCUCCUUAGAGUUACCAUUCAAAGUCUUUGGCUGUUCUGCUUUUGUCUACAUCUACGAUCAUGCAAGAUCAAAACUUGAUCCCAAGUCUCAAAUGUACCUUUAUUGGGUAUUCCAAUACUCAGAAGGGAUACAAGUGUUAUUCUCCAGUUACCAAAAGAGUCUACAACACUAUGGAUGUCACAUUUUUUGAACAUCAGUCUUUCUUUCCAAGGGCUGAUAUUCAGGGGGAGAAUUCAAGGGAAUAUCAGCUUUGGGAAACUCUUCAAGAUAAUCAAGCUGUUUUUUCACAGCCUAAUAUCAUGACACAUGAGCAUCCUACUAUUCCCAAAUCAAUUGAUCUUUUUCCCUCUUCCAGAUCCUCCUAUGCACAGCCAACAAAGUCCCGGUCCAAAUAGUGUUGUCAACCCGUCUACCUCUCCUUUCACAAACAAUCCUUCAGUCAGUAGUCCAUCAGUCAAUCCUCCUUCAAAAAAUGCCAACAAACUUCCAAAUUCAUCACCCCUUCAAAAUCGAGCACAACUUGACGUAGGAAACAAAUAACUUCGUCUUUAUACAAGGAGAAAAGUUGGGAAUAUAGAGGUCAACAUGCAAAACAAGGACUGUUCAGACACACAUCCAAGCUCUCUUGACCUUGAAAACACUGAAGAUUCCCGCAAACAUCUAUGAGGCCUUAAAAGAUCCAAAAUGGAAAAUUGCAGUCGAUGAGGAGAUUAAAGCACUUGAGAAAAAUGGUACGUGGGUUCUCACUGAGUUGCCUCACGAAAAGCGGGCAGUUGGGUGCAAGUGGAUUUUUACAGUUAAAUAUAACUCAAAUGGGAGCGUCAACAGAUUCAAGGACGGUUGGUUGUCAAGGGGUUCACUCAAUCAUACUGGUUGACUAUCACGAGACUUUUGCUCUUGUUGCUAAAUUUAACACAAUAAGAGUUUUGUUAUCACUUGCUCUGAAUUGUGACUGGCCUUUAUAUCAGUUAGAUGUUAAAAAUGCUUUUCUAAAUUGAGAAUUGGAAGAAGUCGAUAUGGAGGUUCCACCAGGACUAGAAAAACACUCCAAAGGUUGGGUAGUGUGCAAACUUCUCAAAUCCCUUUAUGGCUUAAAGUAGUCACCUCGAGCAUGGUUCGAUAAAUUUGCAAAGUUAGUUGUAAAGAUUGGAUACACUCAAUGUCAAGUUGAUCAUACCUUGUUUGUAAAGUUUUCUCCAAUAGGGAAGCUGACAAUUCUCAUUGUUUACGUAGAUGACAUUAUCCUAUCUGGAGAUGACUCAGGUGAAAUUUUGAAUCUCAAAAGACUUCUUGCCUCAGAAUUUGAGAUAAAAGAUCUAGGACAACUCAAAUACUUUCUUGGAAUGGAGGUAGCCCGAUCUAGAGAUGGAAUUAUUAUAUCUCAAAGAAAGUAUAUUCUUGAUCUUUUAAAGGAAACUAGAAUGAUUGGGAGCAAACCUGCAGACACUCCAAUGGAUCCAAACUUGAGAACCAAUCGAAGUGGAGAAUCAAUUCCAGUAGAGAGGGGGAGUUAUCAAAGAUUAGUAGGAAAAUUGAUCUAUCUCUCUCAUACUAGGCCUGAUAUUGCUUUCUCUGUCAUUGUAGUUAGUCAACAUAUGCAUAAUCCUUGUGAGGAGCACUUGGAAGCCGUCUAUCGAAUUCUAAGGUAUCUAAAGAUGACUCCAGGUCUUGGUUUGCACUUCAAAAGGCACAACAAUCGAGACUUAGAGAUUUACACAGAUUCCAGUUGGGCUGGAGAACUAACUGACAGAUGAUCAACUAGUGGCUACUGCACCUAUGUUUGGGGUAAUCUUGUUACCUGGCGAAGCAAAAAACAUUCAGCUGUUUCAAGAAGUAGUGCAGAGUCAAAAUAUCUUGCAUUGGCCCUAGGUAUAUGAAGGGAUGUGGAUUAAAAGAUUGAUGAAUGAGUUAAGAAAUGACUCUUCUGAGGGGUUUAAAAUGUACAGUGAUAGUCAAGUUGCUAUUAGCAUCGCUAAAAAUCCAGUUCACCAUGACAGAACAAAACAUGUUGAAAUAGACAGGCACUUCAUCUCUAAAAAGGUGAAUUCGAAGAUUGUACAACUCAACUAUAUUCCUACAAAGAAUCAAAUUGCAGACAUCCUAACAAAAGCUCUACCAAGAACAAGCUUUAAGGAAUUUAAUUCCAAGCUGGGUUUGUAUAAUAUAUACAACUCAGCUUACAAACCCAGCUUGAGUGGGAGUGUAGAAAUAUUAGAAUAGAAAGCUUUGUUAGGAUAUCGAAAUUAAUGAUAGGAAUAUUGUAUUUUUAUUUCUUCCCUUGUAUAGGUAUUUUAUUAUUUAUUGUCCUAGUUUUUAGGAUAUUUUGUUCACAACAGAAUUUGAGGAUCGAGUCUUUUCUUUCCUUCUGUAUAUAUUCACAGCUUGUAAACAGUUUCAAAUCAAGUAAUAAAAAUCAUUCAAAAAUUUCUACAGAUACUAAUGUGGUUUUGAUUCCAAAAAGGAGGAACCCGGAAACAAUGGGGGAUCUAAGACCCAUUUCUCUUUGCAAUGUUCGUUACAAGAUCAUCUCAAAAGUGAUUGCAAAUAGAAUGAAGUCGAUGCUUUCACAUAUUAUCUCAGAUGCUCAAAGUGCGUUCUUUCUUAGAAGACUCAUUAUUUACAAUAUUAUGGUCUCAUUUGAGAUCAUGCAUUAUCUAAAGCGUGAGGCAAGGAAAUGAAGGUUACUUAGUUGCGAAGCUGGAUAUGAGUAAGGCCUAUGAUCAUCUGGAAUGGCCGUAUCUAAGGGCUGUCUUACACAGGAUGGGCUUUUCAGAAAAAUGGGUGCAGCUUAUUGACACUUGCAUGACUUCAGUGACUUACGGGCUUGUGACUUCAGUGACUUACAGGAAUUCGUCAAGGGGAUCUUUCAUCUCCCUAUCUGUUUAUUAUCUAUGCUGAAGGGUUGUCUGCAUUAAUCAGGAAAUUUGAGUCUAGAGGUUGGCUUCAUGGCUGUAGGGUGGCUAGUGGAGCACCAGUAGUAUUUCAUAUGUUAUUUGCUGACAAUAGUUAUCUUUAUUGCAAGGCAAUUGAGGAGGAAGCGAGGAAUGUUAUGAGGUUGCUUAGGCAGUUUGAGAAUGCAUCUGGUCAGCAGAUAAAUCUGGCAAAAUCAUCAUUAUUUUUUAGUGCCAACGUGGAUAGUGUGGAGAGAAGUCAAGUGUGCUACCUGAUGGGGAUAGUGAAGCGGGAGAUCAUAGUAGCUACUUGGGUUUGCCAAACACUAAGGGUCGUAAUAAGUCUGUUAUUCUGGGCUUUCUAAAAGAGAGGAUCAGGAAGCGCAUACAGAGUUGGGAUGGUAGACUUUUGUCUGGAGCAGGUAAAGAGGUUCUCAUCAAAACUGUGGUUCAAUCCUCACCUAGUUAUGCCAUGAGUGUUUUUCUCUUGCCAGUAGGGAUUUGCAAGAAUGUAGAGAGAAUGAUGAGUAAAUUUUGGUGGAGUUCCUCAAAUAGAAGAGGAAUAUCUUGGAUGAGUUGGGAGCGUAUGUCUGUUCAUAAGAGUAGGGGUGGUAUGGGUUUUCGAGAUCUAAGAGAUUUCAAUCUUGCUCUCUUAGGAAAGCAAGGGUGGAGAUUGGCUACAAGGCAAGGAGGUUUAGUGGGGCAAGUUUUUAAAGCUAGGUACUAUCCCAAAAGCUCAUUCCUGAAUGCGAAUUUGGGGAGUAAUCCAAGCUUUAUUUGGCAGAGCAUAUGGGAAUCACAACAACUACUAAGGGUGGGAAUGCGGUGGUGCGUGGGGUCUGGUGCAAAGAUAAGAAUUUUGAAUGAGCCAUGGCUGCCUAAUGAAUCUAAUGCUUACAUUGUCACUCACAAUCUGGCCUUGGAAAAUAACACGGUGGACAGUCUUCUAUUCCUGACCACUGGCAUUGGACUAAAGAAUUUUCAGGUGUGUAUUCAGUCAAGAGUGCCUAUAAGUUAUUGCAGGAAUUGAAAGGUAGGUGGAGGCCAGAUGAUAAUUCAGGAUUUUGGAGGAAAUGGUGGCAUCUAAAGAUCCUGCCCAAAGCAAAAAACUUACUGUGGAGAGCCAGUACAGGUUGUAUUCCACAUUGGUGCAGCUAGCGUCAAAGCAAGUGAAUGUGCAAACAGCUUGUCCCUUUUGUCAUGAGGAACCCGAGACUAUUAUGCAUGGUUUAGUUACUUGUUUUUUUGCUAAACAAUACUGGAGGAGGUCUAUUCUUGGGUUUAUUUCAGGACAGGCUGCAAGUUUUGGGGAAUGGUUGGAAGAGGUAUUUCGGGUGGGUAGUUCAGAAGGCAUUGCUGAAGCAGGUAUGUUAUGUUGGCAACUGUGGAAGGCUAGAAAUGAGCUUGUGUGGCAACAACAAGCUUCUUCGGUUGAGAGAGUAGUCUUAUCAGCUAGAACGACUCUUGAUCAUUGGAUUAGUGCUCAAAAGGAAUCUUUAUUGCCUUCUCUAGGUGUUUUAUCUCCUAAUGAAGGAAGUGAGCAUUGGACCAAAUCAAGUGUUAUUAUGAUUAAGAUUAAUUUUGAUGGUGCUAUUUUUGAAAACGAAUCAAGGUAUGGGGUCGGUUUUGUUGCUAGAGGUCAUGAUGGUCAUCUUAUAGAGGCCAAGAUGAAGAGCAAUGCAGGGUGUUUGACUUCGGCGGUGGUAGAGGCAAUAAGAGUCAAGGAGGCACUUAGUUGGAAAAAGGAUCACAAUUGGCAGCAAGUUGUGCUUGAGGCAGAUAGUUUGGUUGUGGUGCAAGCAAUCAGGAAUCCUUAUACAAUGGCCUCCCCUUUUGGGCUUUUGAUUGAUGAUUGUAGAUCUCUUUUAUUCAAUUUAAAUCAUGUGUCUUUGGUGUUUGUUAAACGGUUUGCCAACAAGGUAGCUCAUUUCCUAGCUAGAGCUUCUUGUUCUUAUCCAAAUCGUAGUAUUCAAGAGACAGAUAUUUCUCCUGAGUUGUAUACUCUUUUACAGAGUGAUCUUUUUGAGUAAUGAAGUUUGAUUAUUUUAAAAAAAAAAGAUUCUAAACGUCCAAUGCAAAAAAAACAUCUUUUUUUUUUCUUUUUUCUUUUCAUUCAACUUUUUUUCUUCAUCUGGAAGAUAGUAAGAAAAACUGUCUGAAACUAUAAGCAGUUUUUUUUUUCCCAUUUUAAGAACUUAAACACUAUAAAUACUAGUUCAAACUACACCAAACCAUCAAAACCAAUCAUCUAUCAGAGAGAAUGAAUCUUCAGCUUCAACUGCAUGCACAUAGCAGUAGCCAUAACCUUUCUCUUUCCAAUGGCCAUUUCUUCCAUGGAAACCAUCCAAAAACUACAAUAUUCUCCCAUUUCAAAUCACGUUUUGCACUUUAAAAAAGAAAUCUCACGUUUUGCUCCUCAACAGUCUAACAAAGCUUAUUUUCCCAUAAAACAAACACCUCCAUUUUCCACACAUCUCUUCAAGUAGUUGUGUAUUUAUUCAAUAGAAUAGUAUGUAUUUAUAUACAAAAUUAGAGAGACUAAAUAGGAAACUAACUAAAUACAAUUAACUCUAAUUUCUACAACUAAUAUACAGCUAAUAUAUUCUAACACUGCUUAUCCAGUAGAAAAUGAUCGUACUGCAGAGUCUCCAGCCAAGAUGCUUCGACGAAUUCUGAGCU
Messenger RNA from Humulus lupulus (European hop), 15511 nucleotides. RefSeq lists its product as uncharacterized. NCBI's taxonomy places the organism in Eukaryota, Viridiplantae, Streptophyta, Magnoliopsida, Rosales, Cannabaceae. The record is from RefSeq and is a predicted model, not a curated record. Bases 13906 to 14862 code for a protein of 318 amino acids. The transcript has 2 exons. Gene Ontology annotation, molecular function: RNA-DNA hybrid ribonuclease activity; nucleic acid binding.